Ilex paraguariensis (yerba mate) is the source of this 1252-nucleotide messenger RNA. Lineage: Eukaryota; Viridiplantae; Streptophyta; Magnoliopsida; Aquifoliales; Aquifoliaceae. The record is from the annotation of a GenBank genome assembly.
UUAUAUCUACAUAGCCAUGGCUUCAACCAUCAGCAUUGUUGCAAGAGAUAGCUUAACCCCAUAUCAAACCCUCUGGCAUGGUGAAACCUUGGUCUCUGAAAACCAAAGAUUUGAACUGAGAUUCUUCAGUCUUGGUUCGUCUGGUCCAGGUUUGAUGUACUUGGGUAUAUGGUACAAGGACAUACCAGGUACAGUAGUUUGGGUGGCCAACAGGAUGAACCCAUUGCCAGUUUCGGCUGGACUAGUUUUCGACAUUAAUGGAAGUCUUGUACUUCAGGAUGUUGCAGGAAACAUUUUCUGGAUUUCUAACACCACAAAGACGGUCCACAGGCCGAUUUUGAAACUCCUGGAUUCAGGCAAUCUUGUUGUUAGAGGAAGUAGAAAUCUGCCGGAUGAUGGGAAUUUUUGGCAGAGUUUUGAUUAUCCAGGUGAUACAUUGUUGCCUGGAAUGAAGCUGGGGUGGGACCUCAAAGCUGGCCUGGAUCGCAUGAUGACAUCGUGGAAGAACAUUGAUGAUCCAUCGUAUGGUGAGUUUUUGUUGAGCUUGGAAUCACUUCAGUCACCCCAGUUGGUUCUAAAAAGGAAUUUGAUACACCAGGCUAGGUGGGGACCGUGGGACGGAAAAAGAUUCAGUGGUAGCAACGCUUUUAGGACUAAUCCAGUGUUCAAGGCCAUGUAUUAUGUCAAUGCUGAUGAGGUUUAUUACACAUAUGAAGUCCUCGAUGAUUCGACUAUACUUAGGCUUGUGAUGACUCCAUUGGGUAACAUUCAGUUCCUCCAAUGGAAGAAUAAGUCUAGGGAAUGGAUUUCAAUAGUGUCUCUUAAUAAAGACAGUUGUGACCGGUAUGGAUCAUGUGGACCUUAUGGAAUUUGUGACGCGGAUGAUCCAAGUUGCCAAUGUCUGGAUGGCUUCACUGCAAAUUCACCGAAGGACUGGUGGAGGAUGGAUUGCCGUGGCGGCUGCAGGCGGAAUUAUGAGCUGAAUUGUAGUGAUGGAGAUGGGUUCGUGAAGUUUAAGGGAUUGAAGUUGCCAGAUAAUUCAACUGUGUGGCGUAGUUUGAGCUCUGAGGAAUGUGGGAACAAGUGUUUGGAGGAAUGUAAUUGUAUGGCUUACACUAAUUUAGAUGUAUAUGGAAAUGGCAGUGAAUGUGUAGUCUGGUUGAGUGACCUGUUUGAUAUUCGAAAUUUUCCUCAUGGUGGGGAUGAGCUGUAUAUACGGAUGGCACAUGGCGAACUAGGUAUGUAUCAAUAA